This is a messenger RNA of Henningerozyma blattae CBS 6284, 993 nucleotides long. RefSeq names its product twinfilin TWF1 (gene TWF1). Gene Ontology annotation, cellular component: cytoplasm; actin filament. The record is from RefSeq and is a predicted model, not a curated record. Gene Ontology annotation, molecular function: actin monomer binding; actin filament binding. The transcript has a single exon. The coding region runs from base 1 to 993 and encodes 330 amino acids. Lineage: Eukaryota; Fungi; Ascomycota; Saccharomycetes; Saccharomycetales; Saccharomycetaceae. Gene Ontology annotation, biological process: actin filament depolymerization; barbed-end actin filament capping.
AUGUCUGCUCAGUCCGGUAUAACUGCGUCCUCUCAGUUGUUAGAAUCAAUUAAAACUAAGUUAAAUGGUUCCUCCAAUAAAUUAGAAAUUAUUACUGCAAGAAUAUCGAAUGAUAAUACAAGUGUUGAAGUGUAUAAACAAGAUUACUCUUCGGUAAGCCAGUUAGCAAAUGAAUUGGAAGAUUUUGAGGAGCCAAUUUACAUUUUCAUUAAAGAAUCCAAUAAAUCAAAUCAAUUUGAAUUUUUAUCAUUCGUGCCAGAUAAUUCUCCAAUUAAAUUAAAGAUGAUUUAUGCAUCCACUAAAAAUACUUUGAUUAGACAAAUUGGUUCUAACUCAAUUAAUAGACAAAUUAUGAUUUCAGAACCUUUUGAAAUUCAAGAAUUUUUGGAUACCGACACUAAUAUAAAUCAAAAGGAUCUAUUAACAGAAUCUGAAAGAAUUAAUUUAGAAAUUAAUCAAGAGCAGUCUUUAAUGAAAAAUGCUAGUCUUAGUAAAGGCCAUCAAUUAGUUUCUCAAACUAAUGGUAGUUCAACAGUUUUGAUUUUUGAUGUAAAUUUGGACGAUUCUGGUAAUACUUUAGUAGAGUUAUUAAAUCAAACCAAUUUGAUCUCAUUUGGCAUUAAUUUAGAUAACGAAAAAGUACAAAUUAGAAAUAAAUUACAAAUUUCGAAGCCAGGAUCAAUUAAAAUCACUCAAGAAGAACCAAGCUAUAAUAUUUAUAAAAACUUGGAUAACAACAAAUAUUAUUUUAUCUACAGUUGUCCAUCAGGUUGUAGAGUUAAAGAGCGUAUGAUUUAUGCUUCAAAUAGGUCCGGGUUUAUUAAAUAUUUAAAUGAAAAUCAAAAGAUUGAAUUAGAAAACACUAUUGAAAUUGGUGAUUUCGAUGAAUUAGAAAUCUCUUUGAUAUCAGAGAAUUCAAAUGAUAGCUCGAUUGACAUGAACAAUGAAAGAAAAUUCAGUAAACCAAAGGGACCAAUGAGAAGAAGAAAAUAA